AUGGCUCCUCGUCAGGGAGGCUACCUCCGCGUCCCCGGACAAGAAGAGGAAUUUCUUCAGCAGCAACCCCGUCGCAGCCGCUCCGGCUCCGCCGGCCGGAGGAAGAAGCCCUUGCCGAGCGAAAAGCCGCUCCCGGCCCUUCCGGGGUCGACCCCUACCCACACAGCGGGCUUCGUCGACGUCGACCUCAACCUCGACGGCGGCAUCGCCAGCACGCCCAGGAGCCGUCGCCGUGCCGCCAUCGUCAUCGCCCUGGUGCUUGCCAUCGUGGGAUGCGUUCUGGCCUUUGUCGUCCUCGGCCUCGCCUGGGACAACGGCGGCGUGCGGAGGGGCCCCAGCGCGCUGGACGACCUGAAGCACACGGGCGACUGCCCUUGCCGGCCGGACAGCGACGUACCGCAGUACUUCCAGACGAGCCCUGAGCUAUGGGCCGGCCCGACGGCGACGGGGAGGCCCGCCUUCAUGGCCCAGACGAGGGUCCUGCCGACGGGGACUUUUGUGCCGAACCAGCCGCUGCAGACGGACAUACCGAUCGAGGGCAUGAGUAACAGUAACGAGAGCAUCUUCAACAUGAUGGGGUUUCUCACGCCGUACCAGCCGAGCCCUGGGUUCGGAGUGGACGAGUACGCCCUGCCAGCUGGGGCUGAGAUUGUCCAGGUUCAGAUGCUUUCCCGACACGGCUCCAGAUACCCGACCCUGGGAUCCAAUGUUGCUAGUUUAGGAGAGCGCAUUGCGAAAGCUGGUGGCAAGCUCAAGGCGAAGGGUGCUCUGAGUUUCUUGAACGACUGGAAGUAUCAGCUUGGGCACGAGAUCUUGGUUCCCAAGGGACGUCAAGAACUGUUCGAUUCUGGCAUUUUACACUCUUACAUGUACUCUUCGUUGUACAAUCCAAACAGCAAGAUCAUUGUUCGGACCACUACACAAGACCGCAUGCUGAAGUCGGCCGAGUACUGGCUGGCUGGUUUCUUUGGUCUUGAGUGGACCAACAACGCCACCAUCGAGGUGAUCAUCGAGCAAGACAGGGCCAACAAUUCACUUGCUGGGUAUCUGAACUGUCCCAAUGCCCGUAAACAGAAUGGAGGUGACGAUGCUGCCAAGGUCUGGAUUUCGAACUAUCUAGCCAAUGCUACUGCACGCCUGCGGGAUAUGGUGGAUGGAUAUGACUGGACCAUCGACGACACAUACGCCGCUCAAACCAUGUGUCCCUAUGAGACGGUUGCCUACGGCUUCAGUCUAUUCUGCGACCUUUUCACUUACGAUGAGUGGGUCGGGUUCUCCUAUUCGAUUGACCUCGAGUUCGCCGGCAACAAUGCUUUCCAGAACCCCACAGGUCGUGCCGUGGGUAUCGGAUACCAACAAGAAGUCAUCGCCCGCCUGCAGAACCACACCCUGGGCUACUCGGGCUCGCAGAUCAACAUCACGCUCGACAAUAAUACCGUCACCUUCCCGCUCAACCAGAGCCUCUACUUUGACUUCUCCCACGAUACCAACAUCGCCUCCAUCCUUACGGCAUUCGGGCUCAAGCAGUUCGCCCAACUGCUCCAGCCGACCGAGUACCCGGGCCCGCACAACUUCACCGUCUCGCACCUGACGCCGUUCGGCGCCCGCCUCGACAUCGAGAUCAUCAAGACCCCGAAGCCGUUCAAGGCCGACCGGUCUGGCUACGACGAGGACGGCGGAGAGACCAAGUACGUCCACUUCGUCCUCAACCAGCGGACGGUGCCGCUGGGGGCGAGCUUCCCCGAGUGCGAUGCCGAGAGGAAGGACGGCUGGUGCGAGUUUGAGACGUUCUUGAAGGUCCAGCAGGACAUGCCCAGGCUGGCGGACUACGAAAGGGCGUGCCACGGGGACAUCGAAACGGUGCCGUACGGGGUUGUGUAUGACGGCAGGCCCUUGUGA
Molecule: messenger RNA, 1899 nt
Organism: Colletotrichum graminicola M1.001
Lineage: Eukaryota; Fungi; Ascomycota; Sordariomycetes; Glomerellales; Glomerellaceae
Product: histidine acid phosphatase
Exons: 10
Coding region: 1-1899 (632 amino acids)
Molecular function (GO): acid phosphatase activity
Source: RefSeq, a predicted model, not a curated record